Messenger RNA from Penicillium canariense, 948 nucleotides. RefSeq names its product Chromatin modification-related protein eaf3. Lineage: Eukaryota; Fungi; Ascomycota; Eurotiomycetes; Eurotiales; Aspergillaceae. Gene Ontology annotation, biological process: regulation of DNA-templated transcription; chromatin organization. Gene Ontology annotation, cellular component: nucleus; Rpd3S complex; NuA4 histone acetyltransferase complex. The transcript has 4 exons. The record is from RefSeq and is a predicted model, not a curated record. The coding region runs from base 1 to 948 and encodes 315 amino acids.
AUGCCUCCUGUAUCUAUGUACAGCAAGGACGAGAAGGUCCUCUGCUUUCAUCAUGACAUCCUCUACGAUGCGAAGAUCCUAGAGGUGCGCCACAAGGACCCCUCUGAUAAGAAGAGUGUCCUUGAAUUCCUCGUCCAUUAUAAAGGCUGGAAGAAUACCUGGGACGACUGGGUUCUCGAGGAUCGGCUUCGUAAGGCCACCGAGGAGAAUCGAGAGCUGGCCGCCAAUCUACGGCGUGAGGUCGAGGCCGCCGCCCGCCUGAAAAACGCCAAACCUGCCGCCAAAAAGCGUGCCAUGUCUGAUCGUAGCUCCGUGCGUGACAGCGAGGAGCGCGGCAAUUCAGUACCUGGCCGUGGCAGCAAGCGGGCCCGUGGUGAGACUGAUAUCGAGAAGGAGGAGACCUUUCACGCGCGCCCUUCAAUCCGCAUCGUCAUGCCGGACAACCUGAAGGCCCUGAUCGUCGACGACUGGGAGCGCAUCACCAAGAACGGCGCCGUCGUCGCCCUCCCCGCGCCCAAGCCCGUCCGCCAGAUCCUGCAGGAGUGGCGCGACGAGGAGGCGCCCAAGCGCGUGGAGAGUCGCAUCGAUGUAGACGUCCUCGACGAGGUCAUUGCCGGUUUGCUCGAGUACUUCGACACCAUGCUCGACAAGAUCCUGCUCUACCGCUACGAGCGCCCUCAGUACCGCAUCUUCCGCAAGAAGUUCGCCAACCCCCCCGGCAAGGGUCCUGUCGAUAUCUACGGCGGAGAACACCUCAUCCGUCUCUUCAGCCUCCUGCCCGAGCUCCUUGCUCAGACCAAUAUGGACCUGCAGGCUACCCAGCGCCUGCGCGAGGAACUCUCCAAGUUCUCACUGUGGCUGUCCAAGAACUCCGAGAAGUACUUCCGCACCGAAUAUAUCUCCGGAGAGGAAUCCUCCCUCGAAAAGUCCAUCAAGGCAGCGCGCUGA